CUUUAGGUAAAAGGUAACAGAAGUUGAGAACGCCCUCCCCGUUCUGCUCCCAGCCUCCCAGCUGCCUUCGCCAUGGCCGGCGGCAUUACCGAUACGGGGGAGCUUUACUCGCCUUACGUCGGUCUGGUUUACAUGUUCAACCUUAUCGUCGGGACAGGAGCUCUAACCAUGCCCAAGGCGUUUGCGACAGCGGGGUGGCUGGUCAGCCUUGUGCUCCUCAUGUUCCUGGGCUUUAUGAGCUAUAUGACUACCACGUUUGUGGUGGAGGCCAUGGCUGCUGCAAAUGCCCAGCUGCGAUGGAAGAGAAUGGAAAAACGCAAGGAGGAUGAUGAGGAUGAGGAUUCUUCCUCUGGAGUAUCUGACAGUGAUGUUCUCCUCCAAGAUGGCUACGAGCGAGCGGAGACACGACCUAUCCUGUCAGUUCAGAGACGUGGCUCACCCAAUAUCUUUGAAAUUACUGAAAGGGUGGAAAUGGGCCAGAUGGCUUCCAUGUUCUUCAAUAAAGUGGGUGUCAACCUCUUCUACUUCUGCAUAAUUAUCUACCUCUACGGGGACCUGGCAAUCUACGCAGCGGCUGUGCCGGUCUCUCUUAUGCAAGUGACCUGCAGUGCCAUUGGCAACCAUUCUUGCAGCGUUGGAGAUGGCACGAAGUACAACGAUACAGACAAGUGCUGGGGGCCCAUUCGAAGGAUUGAUGCUUACAGACUGUACCUGGCAGCGUUCACUCUACUCCUGGGUCCUUUUACCUUCUUCAACGUGCAGAAGACCAAGUAUCUUCAAAUCAUGACGUCUCUGAUGAGAUGGAUAGCCUUCAUCCUCAUGAUUAUUCUGGCCCUCAUCCGCAUCAGCAGAGGCCAAGCUGAAGGUCACCCGUCCAUGGCCCAGCUGUCGGGCAUCCGCAACCUCUUCGGGGUGUGCGUCUACUCCUUCAUGUGCCAGCACUCCCUGCCAUCCCUCAUCACGCCCAUCUCCAAGAAGAGGCACGUCAACAAGCUCGUGCUGCUCGAUUACGUCCUGAUCCUGGCUUUCUACAGCCUCCUGUCCUUCACCGCCAUUUACUGCUUCCGCAACGACACCCUCAUGGACAUGUACACGCUCAACUUCACCAACUGCGAGAUCAUCAACGUCGCCUUCAUCCGCUACUUCCUGGGCCUCUUCCCCGUCUUCACCAUCAGCACCAACUUCCCCAUCAUCGCCGUCACCCUGCGCAACAACUGGAAGACCCUUUUCCACAGGGAAGGGGGCACCUACCCCUGGGUGGUGGAUAGGAUCGUCUUCCCUGCCAUCACGCUCGUCCCCCCCGUGCUGGUGGCUUUCUGCACCCACGACCUGGAGUCCUUGGUGGGGAUCACGGGAGCCUACGCUGGGAACGGGAUCCAGUACCUCAUCCCGGCCUUCCUCGCCUACUGCAGCCGGAAGGACACGCAGCUGGUCUUCGGCAGCGGGACGGUGAACAAGCACCUGUCCCCUUUCCGGCACACCUUCUGGAUAGUGUUCGUGCUCAUCUGGGGCUUUUCUUGCUUCGUCUUUGUGACGGCGAACAUUGUGCUGAGCGAGUCCAAGCUCUGACGGGGGUGGUGGCACUCUUCCUCUUGGCUUCCAGAGACUGCAACCCCGCUGGGACUGGAGGGGAAGAGGUGGCGUGGAGGGAAGGCUCCGGGCCGUCAGCGUGGUGGUGCAGGUCCCAGCUAGACACGGACUUUCCUCACCACGUGUG
This is a messenger RNA of Oxyura jamaicensis (ruddy duck), 1717 nucleotides long. RefSeq names its product transmembrane protein 104 (gene SLC38A12). Bases 73 to 1569 code for a protein of 498 amino acids. The transcript is spliced from 9 exons. The record is from RefSeq and is a predicted model, not a curated record. Lineage: Eukaryota; Metazoa; Chordata; Aves; Anseriformes; Anatidae.